This is a messenger RNA of Condylura cristata (star-nosed mole), 4038 nucleotides long. It is a transcript of the gene NLRP1, whose product is annotated as NLR family, pyrin domain containing 1. Gene Ontology annotation, biological process: inflammatory response; innate immune response; regulation of apoptotic process. Gene Ontology annotation, molecular function: protein binding. Lineage: Eukaryota; Metazoa; Chordata; Mammalia; Eulipotyphla; Talpidae. Bases 1 to 4038 code for a protein of 1345 amino acids. The transcript has 14 exons. Gene Ontology annotation, cellular component: canonical inflammasome complex. The record is from RefSeq and is a predicted model, not a curated record.
AUGGCCAGUGACGCCCAGCUUCAGCUGGCCAUGUACCUGGAUAUCAUGAGUGAGGAGGACCUGAAGGAGUUCCAGCUUCGGCUGCCUAGGAAGGAGCUGCAAGGACUCUCUUCUGGUGGGGCCCCAGUCAAACCAGACAAGACAGGGGGUCUCGAGGUGGCCUCCUAUCUGGUGGCUCAAUAUGGGGAGCAGAAGGCCUGGGACCUGGCCCUCCACACCUGGAAGAAUAUGGGCUUGAGUGGGCUGUGCGCCCAGGCCCAGGCAGAGGCAGAAUUCAUUUCAGCCCAGAGUUCCUCAGCCCACUGCUCCCCGAGUGCACCCAACCUGGAGUCCCCCAGCUGGCCCACGCCCACCAACGUGCUAUGGGGCUGGGACAGUGAGAGCCUGGAGUCCUCCCAGCGUCCAGAGCAAAGGGUUGUGAGACACCUGCCUGAGACCUCUGGACACAGCUGGAAAGAAAAUCAUUCUUCAUGCCUUUACCAAGUUCUUCCAAGCUCCCCAGAUCAUCAGUCACCAAACCAGGAGUCGCCCAAUGCCCCCAUUUCCACUGCAGUGCUAGGGGCUUGGGAACCCCUAAUUCAGCCCAGCCCAGAGCCCAGAAAGCAGAAGGUUCCUGAGACUGGAUGGCCCUUGGUGGAAACAUCUGGAAAUCCCUGCAGAGGAGCCAGAGAAAGAUACCAGAAACAAAAAACAGAACGGUUCUGUCCCACACAGUCACUGAAAAAUGAGGAUUUAUACCCCAAAUUCAUACAGCUGUUACUUCUACACACAAGUCACCCCAGAAGCCAUGAGUUCAUAAUCAAGAGAAACUGGCAUCAUCCAGUGGUGGAAGAACCAGGAUGUUUUAUUGACAUCACAGGUUUAUUUGGCCCAGGGCUGGGUGCCCAGGAGAAGGUUCACACGGUCAUACUGCAUGGGGAUGCUGGAGUCGGGAAGUCCACCCUGGUCAGGCAGCUGAGGAGAGCCUGGCUGGAAGGCCAGCUGUACAGGGACCGCUUCUGGCACGUCUUCUACUUCAACUGCAGGGAACUGAACCCAUCACAGACAAUGAGUUUCACUAAGUUCAUCAAAGAAUAUGGGGCUGCUCCUGGGGCUUCCAUUGGCCAGAUCCUGUCUCAGUCAGAGCAGCUGCUCUUCAUCCUCGAUGGCCUGGAUGAGCCAGAAUGGGACUUAGAGAAGAAAAGACGUGACCUCCCUCGACUGUGGAACCAGAAGCAGCCAUUACGCUCAAUUCUGAGCCAGCUGCUGAGGAAAAGUGUGUUUCUCAGGGCAUCCUUGUUGAUUACCGCAAGAACCAGCGCUCUAGAGAAAUUCAUUCCGUCUUUGAAGCACCCACAAUGGGUGGAGGUGCUGGGCUUCUCUCAGUCUGGCAAGAGGGAAUAUUUCUGCAAAUACUUCACAGACGAAGGCCAAGCAAGCAGAGCCCUGAGCUUGGUGGAGUCAAACCACGCGCUCUGGGCCCUGUGUCAGCUGCCCUGGGUGUCCUGGCUGGCCUGCACCUGCCUGAGGCAGCAGAUGGAGCAGGGGCGAGAGCUCUCGCUGACUCCCCAGACCACCACGGCCCUGUGUCUGCAGUACUUGUCCCUGGCUCUGCCCACUCAGCCCCUCGGGACGCAGCUGAGAGGCUUGUGCUCUCUGGCUGCUGAGGGCAUCCAGCAGAGAAAGACCCUCUUCACUGUGGAAGACCUCAAGAAGCACGGUGUGGAGGGCGCCAUCGUCUCCGCUCUCUUGCCGAUGGGCGAUCCCCAGCAGCCCCCCUCUGCUCAGAGCUACAGCUUCAUUCACCUGUGUCUCCAGCAGUUCCUGGCCGCCAUGUCCUGUGUGCUGGGAGAAGACAAGGAAGACAACGAUGAUCCCAACAGCACCAGAAGUGUGGGGAAGUUCCUAGAACUGACUAGAAAUGAUGUCUUCGGGUCACCAGCCACACGUUUCCUGUUUGGCCUUCUGAGUGAGCAGGGGGUGACAGAGACAGAGCGCACCCUCAGCGGCAGGCUCUCUGAAGCUAGGCGGCGGGAACUGCUGCAGUGGGCCCUGGAGGAGGCCCAGCAGGCAAGCCCCUCCUCCCAGCUUGGCCCCCUGCAGCUGCUCCACUGCCUGUAUGAGAUCCAGGAUCAGGAGUUCCUCACACAAGCUAUGGCCCAUUUUCAAGGGAUGAAGAUGUUUCUUCAAACCGAACUGGAGCUCUUGGUGUUUACUUUCUGUGUGACAUUCUGUUGCCAUGUGAACAGGCUUCAAGUGAAUGGGGGUGGACAGCACAGCAAAGCCUGGAAGCCCCCUGAUGUGGUCCUGCUCACUCGCUUCCAAAUCACAGAUGCCUGCUGGCAGAUUCUCUUCUCCAUCCCCAGGAUCCCUGGGAACCUAACAGAGCUGGACCUCAGUGGAAACUUCCUGAGCUGCUCUGCAGUGCAGAGUCUUUGUGAGGCCCUGAGAUGCCCCCGCUGCCUUCUGGAGACCCUGCGGUUGGUCCGCUGCGGCCUCACCUCCAGCAGCUGCCAGGCCCUGGCCUCUGUGCUCAGCACCAGCCCCUGCCUGACGGAGCUGCACCUGCAGCAGAAUGACCUGGGUGACCGGGGCGUGAGGCUGCUCUGUGACGGGCUCAGGCAGCCUGCCUGUCCGCUCAGGCUCCUGGGGCUGGACCAGGACCGGCUGAGUGAGGAGGUGACAGAGAUGCUGCGGGCCCUGGAGGAGGAGAAGCCUCAGCUGCACAUCUCCAGGACACAGAGCUCUGAGAGCAGGGAGGAAGGAAGUCCUCUCCGAGUAACGCAGGCCGAAACCCUCUGUCUGUCUUCUCCUGGCCUUCUGGCUGAGCCGCACAUGGAGCCUCUGGGGCCUGAAGAUGAGUUCCUGGGCCCCCAGGGGGCUGUGGCUACAGAAGUGAUUGACAAAGAGAAGAACUUAUACCGAGCUCACCUCCCCACGGCCGGCUCCUACCACUGGCCCAACACGGGUCUCCACUUUGUGGUGAGAAGGGAAGUGACUAUUGAGAUUGAAUUCUGUGCUUGGGACCAGCUCCUGGACACGAUUGUCCCCCAGGACACCUGGAUGGUGGCAGGACCGCUGUUUGACAUCAAGGCGGACCCAGGAGCCGUGGAGGCUGUGUACCUGCCUCACUUCGUGUCCCUCGAAGGCGACCACGUGGACCCCUCCCAGUUCCACGUGGCCCACUUCACAGAGGAGGGGAUGCUGCUGGAGAAGCCAGCCAGGGUAGAGGCGUGUUACACAGUCCUGGAGAACCCCAGCUUCUCCCCCAUGGGGGUUGUACUGAGAAUGAUCCAAGCUGCCUUGAACUUCAUUCCCAUCACCUCCACCGUGUUGCUCUACCAUCACCUCCACCCUGAGGAAGUCACCUUCCACCUCUACUUGAUCCCCAGUGACUGCUCCAUCCGGAAGGCCAUAGAUGAUGAAGAAAAGAAGUUCCAGUUUGUGCGUAUACACAAGCCUCCCCCGCUGACCCCCCUGUACGUGGGCUCCCGCUUCACCGUGUCUGGUUCAGAGGAGAUGGAGAUCAUCCCCCAGGAACUAGAGCUCUGCUAUCGGAGCCCCAGGGAGAUGCAGCUCUUCAGUGAGAUCUAUGUUGGACAGUCGGAGUCGGGGAUCCGGUUGCAAAUAAAGAACAAGAAAGAUGGGACCGUGGUGUGGGAGACCUUGGUGAAACCAGGUAAAUCAAGACAAGUCCAGACAGCUCAGCAGUCGGAGAAAAGGCUGCCGCGGGUGCUCCUCCUGGUUCAUCCCGCCUCAUCUUCACCCCCAGACGCCCCGGCCUUACUACACUUUGUGGACCAGUGUCGGGAGCAGCUGGUGGCGCGAGUGACCUCCGUGGACCCUGUCCUGGACAAGCUGCUCGGGGAGGUGCUGAGUGAGGAGCAGUAUGAGGCCGUCAGGGCCGAGGCCACCAAGCCGGCCCAGAUGCGCAAGCUGUUCAGCUUCAGCAGGGCCUGGGACUGGGCCUGCAAAGACCGCCUCUACCAGGCCCUGAAGGAGACCCACCCCCAUCUAAUUGGUGAACUCUGGGAGAGGGGGGACAGUGGAGGACGCUGA